Diaporthe amygdali is the source of this 1131-nucleotide messenger RNA. RefSeq names its product DUF833 domain-containing protein. Lineage: Eukaryota; Fungi; Ascomycota; Sordariomycetes; Diaporthales; Diaporthaceae. Bases 1 to 1131 code for a protein of 376 amino acids. The record is from RefSeq and is a predicted model, not a curated record. Gene Ontology annotation, cellular component: Golgi apparatus. Gene Ontology annotation, biological process: Golgi organization; protein secretion. The transcript has a single exon.
AUGUGCAUCGUCGUCCUCACCACCGCGCAUCCCAAGUAUGCCCUCAUCGUGAUCGACAACCGAGAUGAGUUCAUUCUUCGGCCGACAUCACGGCCACACUGGUGGAGCACACGAGCUUCCCGGCAGCCAUCCAGGACGCCCACGCCGGACCCAUCGUCCAAACAGACAAACGUUAAUGGCCAACCCCCGAAUGGCGAAUCCGGAGAGAUGCAACACAUACUCUCAUCUCGAGAUCUACAGCGCGCUGAACGGGGCACAUGGCUCGGCAUCACCAAGUCGGGCCAUUUCUCGGUGCUCACCAACUACCGCGAGCUCAACCCCGACAAACUGUGCCAGCCGGUCAGCGGGCAGCGAAGUCGAGGGGUAAUGGUCUUAUCAUGGCUGGAAAACUCAGCAGAGUGCAGUGUGGGCGACUAUGUGGAGGCCGUCAUGGAAAGCGGCGGCUGUCAAGGUGUGGGAGGCUUUUCGCUCAUCUGUGGAAAGUUGAGACGGAGACGCGAAGGGGGCGAGGACGGCUUGGAGCCAAUGGCGAUCCUGUCAAAUCGUGCCGAGAACCCUGACCAGAUACCGUGGAUCGUGGGGCAGAGAGGCGAGACAGUUGGGCUCAGCAACGCAGCGUACGAUGACCCUGAGGAAUGGCCGAAGGUGAAAAACGGAAAGGCCCUGCUCAGCCAGGUCGUGAACGAAGCGGUCGAGAAAGACAUGAAGGAGGAGGAAUUGCAGGAGAGACUCUUCUGGGUCCUGGACCAGAAUACUCUCCCCACCCACCCGGGCAAGAGCCUCGAAGAACACCUCCCCGAGCUCAAAGAAUCUAUCUUCAUCCCGCUGAUAGGCGAUUCGAAACACCAAGACGACAUGGUAAAAGCGGCGGCUAAUGGGACAGUCGAGGCCGAUCACGCUGACGCUGAGGUGCGAGAGAAAUUGUCCAAGGUCGUGGGGACCGAGCGACCAGACCCUCAGACGGGCUUCGCAACGGGCAUGUACGGGACGCAGAGGCAGACACUCAUCCUGGUGGACUGGGACGGCAACGUGACAUACACCGAGAGGGCAUUGUGGGAUUCACAGGGCAACGCUAUAGAAAGAGGCAAAGGAGACAUGACCUUCAGGUUCGGCAUCGAGGGGUGGGAGUAG